UGCACUGAGAUAAUAUUUCGUACGCAGGCAAAAGAAGUCCACCGUCCAAACUUGAAAGUUGCGUUUUUAUGGUUUAUUUAUCCAGUUUGGCAAGCAAUAAUAGGAUCCAUUUUUUGUUACUUCCUGCUGCUUCUCCUGCUCUGGUAAAAAAAACAUAGGCCCACCCCAGUGCAUGCUGGUCCUAUACCAGUCUCUCUAUUUAUAGAAACAAAAUGGCCCUACAGCUCUUACUGACUAAUUUAACAAAGUAACAUCAAACAAACAAAACAUUGAAACAAAAUAUUAACCUGUCUGUGAAGGUUCUCAGUCAUCCAGGUCAUCGUAGUCAAAGGAAUUUGCAAAGAAAGUCCAGACGCUUUUCUUUGCAAAAUAUUAACCUACAAAUAAACUUGAAAAUAAACCCCAAAAUAUAAGUAAACUAACAACAAACUUUAACUAAUUUCAAAAUAAUAAAAAAUAAGAACAAAUAGCUCCAACAAUUGUUUUUCAGUGAAAUGAAUGUGUGUCGUGAAAGAAGCUGGUGACCUAACAGCUUACUGCACACCCGAGGAAGCACUUGGACAGAUACUUUCAAAAUAAAACAUUUAAAUAUUUUAAUAGAUGAACCAUUCCUGCACUGCAACGGAAUUCAACAGUUGAUUCAAAACUGGUGAAGCUAGCGCUGAUACAAACCUAUCACCUUCCUGCUGCUGCUGCUGCUUUAUAUUAAAAGCUUCACAGCGCCAAACAAGCUGGAGGCUUUUUUUGUGAAGUGCGGACAGAACUCGUUAGGAACUUUUGCAAACGUGGUGGAAAUUAACAGAGGUAUGUGGCAACCUACCGAAACACUUGUUUUAUAACGUUUCUUCACCAUUAUUUUUGAGCGUUUACUGAAAUGUUGGCAGCAAAAGCUUGGAUCCAAGGAUGCAUCCUGCUGGUGUUACUCACGUUAUGUGGACAAACUGCUCACUGGCAUAAUCAACACAAAGACUCUGCAUAUCAUAAAGAACUAAGACUCAUCCUGGUUGGUAAAACAGGAUCAGGAAAUAGUGCGUCUGGAAACACCAUUCUGGGGGAUUCAAACGCUUUCAAAGAGGACAUGUCACCUGAGUCUGUUACUGACGGCUGUCUCAGAAAAGAGGUAGAAAAAAGUGGAAGAAAAAUUGUUGUGAUUGACACUCCAGGGCUGUUUGACACAACCCAAACACAAGAUGAAGUGAAAGCAAAAAUUGAGGAGUGCAUUGAACAGUCAGUCCCUGGACCCCAUGCUUUCCUUUUAGUCAUCAGCCUGAAGUCAAGGUUCACACAAGAGGAACAGGAUGCUGUGAGGUGGAUUGAAGAUAACUUUGGUUCAGAGGCUUCCAUAUACAGCAUAGUUCUGUUUACACAUGGUGACCUGCUGCAGGAUAAAUCAGUGGAAGACUAUGUAAAAGAAAGUAAACAUCUACAAAGACUGAUAAACAAGUGUGGAGGAAGGUACCAUUCACUCAUCAAUAAGCAGAAAGAAAGCAGAAAACAAGUCAAAAAUCUUCUAGAUAAAAUAGAGGAAGUGGUGGAAUUUAAUGGAGGAAGUCACUACACCAAUGAGAUGUAUGAGACAGCCCAGAAGAGACUUGAAGAAGAAAGGGAAAAGAGGAGGAAGGAGGAAGUGCAAAGAAAAAGGGAAGAAGAGGAGAGGAUUAAAUUAAACGAGAGGCGUAAAAUGAUAUUGUAUACCUCUGCAGCACUUUUGGGUGCAGGGCUGUUUUAUACCUCACCUCUUCUCAUGGCAGUAGCUUCAGGACAUGGCUUUAAUUGCAUAAUAAGUAUGCUUACUUGGGCCUUACACCUUUACAAAACAAAAAGGCCAAUAUAUAAUGGGUAACACACUGGGCAUCAAAUCCUUGUCAUCUGGGAUUAGGUGGUUUUAAAUUAUGUUUCAAUUCACUUUAUAUUUACUUUAUGUUACAUUUAUUUCUAAUCUUAUAUGUGACAAUUUAAGAAUAUGUGAAACAACUGUGAAACAGAUUUGUAGAUAUAUUAAUAUUCUAAAUUCAUUGCACCGUAACAAUGUACCACAGUAGAACCAUCCUCAUUUAGUUCAGUUCAGAUUUAUAGUGCCAAUUCAAAACCACAUUUUCCUCCAGGUGGUGUAUAUUUUAAGGCAGUGUUUCCCAACCAUUUGGAGCCACUGCACAUAUUUCACAUUAGAAAAAUCACACGGCACACCACCAAACAAAUAUGUAAUUUUUCUCUGCACACCAGACAUAGUGAAAUUGGCUCGAUUUGUCCCCAAUAUACCUUUUUUUUUUUUUUUUUUUUUUUGCUUUCUUCUGACCACUCAUGCUAGGACCUUCAUCUGAUUUGGAAUUUUUUCCAGGACCCAGGUCAGAUUGACUACUUUUUUUUUUUUCCUUCAAAUUUUCAUCUAUUGCUACUGCGUGCUGCGUUGUCUCACUUGCAGCAUGUAAUUUCUUCGUCUUCUUCAGUUUUACUGGAAGUUGCAACCCAUUUAAUUGGAGCAAGAAGUUUUACUGCCCUUUAGUGGAAGAGAAUGUAAUUGUUCUGCCUGUUACUCACUGUUAGAGCAGCGGUCCCCGACCCCAGACCCCACAAUAAUGGAGAAAAAACAGAGACAACACCAACAAUCUGAUGACCCCCAUAAGCAAGCUUUUUGGCUACAGUGCGAAAGGAAAACUCAAUUUUAACAGCAAGAAACCUCCAGCAGACUGUUGGACCGUUUCCUAACACAAGAAUUUAUGGCCCUGUUUUUUCUCUAGGAGAGUCAACCUUAAAGUUUUGUACCUUCUGUCCCCCUCUCCCAAAUUCCUCAGAGAAGAGGUCUUAAGUUUCUUUUCUCUUGUUAUUUCAGUUAUAUUUGCAUGUUUGAAAUAAAAUUCUAUCUAUCUUG
Molecule: messenger RNA, 2869 nt
Organism: Oreochromis aureus
Lineage: Eukaryota; Metazoa; Chordata; Actinopteri; Cichliformes; Cichlidae
Product: GTPase IMAP family member 9-like
Exons: 3
Coding region: 875-1843 (322 amino acids)
Molecular function (GO): GTP binding
Source: RefSeq, a predicted model, not a curated record